GUCAUGAAAAUAUUCGUGCAGAACUUGCAGUUGCCCGGCCCAAUGAUUUGCCUACAGCAAUUAAAGGACAUCGUGAAUGGGAUAUAGAUAGCAUUUCCUAUAAACUUGAUCAAUCUCCGGCUGUAACAUCAUUUAUUGAAGUUGAGCACCAGAAACGUCUUUCAACCAGAAAUUUUAUCGAGAUUUCAUGUAGCCUUAUUGCUAGUACUGGGGCAAGUCUCAAAUUAAUAAAAAUGGAUAAGAGCCGAGAAGUUAUAGGAAUUCAAGUAAUGGUUAGGAAGUUAGAUAAUCCUGAAUAUUGCCCUAUAAAUCCAGUUCUUCCAUCGUAUAAGCCAAAGAUAAAUGAUGAGAUUCAGGAUCGUUUCGAUUCUGUACCUAUUACUAAUAACACUACUUCAGAUUAUGUAGGCUCGAAGAGCCAUUGCCCCGCAAUAGAGCAUAAAGUUUCUGAUUCAUCUAGUAAUACGAUUGAUGAAAAAGCUUUACCGUUAGAAACACCAGCCCAUAAUCAAUCUGCUGGUCUUGUCCGAGAUAGAUGCCAUGUUGAUACUACUAUUAGUGAAGCCAGCACAGUUGAGAAAAAAAUACCCGAAUUCUUAACUCCUCUAUCUUCAGAAUUUCUUAUUAAAAACGAAUCUGAUAUAGAUUCCUUUUACAGCAAAAAUUCCAAAUGUCGAAAGAAAAAUUGGAACAAUGGAGAUUUAAGAUUGCCAAAGAAAUGCGAGAUAACCAUAAUUAUUGGAAAAAAGAGCGCGAGAGCAUGGGAUGAGGCCGAUUUCUUAGAAUACAAGCGAAACUUUGAGGCUAAAAGGAAGGUUCCUACUACUCCAUACAAAAAAGAGCUGAAAAGUAAAUCUUUGGCUCUUAUCGAAUAUAUAUAA
Molecule: messenger RNA, 881 nt
Organism: Paraglomus occultum
Lineage: Eukaryota; Fungi; Glomeromycota; Glomeromycetes; Paraglomerales; Paraglomeraceae
Source: the annotation of a GenBank genome assembly